Messenger RNA from Oryza brachyantha (malo sina), 1478 nucleotides. RefSeq names its product probable purine permease 5. Gene Ontology annotation, molecular function: purine nucleoside transmembrane transporter activity. Bases 158 to 1306 code for a protein of 382 amino acids. The transcript is spliced from 2 exons. NCBI's taxonomy places the organism in Eukaryota, Viridiplantae, Streptophyta, Magnoliopsida, Poales, Poaceae. Gene Ontology annotation, cellular component: membrane. The record is from RefSeq and is a predicted model, not a curated record.
ACUCAGCACCCGGAUUAAAGCAGAUUAUCACCUGUUGGCUGUUGCGAGUCAUCGCGCCACCGUCGUCUUCUCUGGGGAGACCGGGACAGUGUAGCUUAUUGAGCUUCCUCUUGACCGCGAAAUCUGCGACCGACAAGCCGGCCGCCGGCGGCAGAAGAUGGGGAAGGACCACGCCGGCGACGGCCGCCAUCACCAUGUUAUCCAAGUCCCAGCCUCAGCAUCAGAAGUUGCAGCGGUGGAGGAGACUGAGACCACUGAUCCAGCAGACUGCUCCCUGCAUCAGAAGGCAGCCGAGAUGGUUGCCUCAUCCAUGGAGGCAUACCGGAGCAAGCCGCUCUCCUUCUGGCUGCUGCUCCUUCUCAGCGCCGGCGCGAUGCUCACGGCGUUCCCGGCGUCGAGCCUCCUGUCGCGGCUGUACUACAAUAACGGAGGCAACAGCAAGUGGAUCUUGUCGUGGUCCGCCGUCGCCGGCUGGCCGCUGCCGGCGCUCUUCCUGCUCCCGUACUACCUCCUCGGCAAGGCGUCGCCGACGCCGCUGUCGCUGAAGCUGUGCGCCUGGUACGUCCUGCUCGGCUUCCUCAGCGCCGCCGACAACCUCAUGUACGCCUGGGCCUACGCCUAUCUCCCGGCGUCCACCGCGUCGCUCGUCGCCGCGUCGUCGCUGGUGUUCUCGGCGCUGUUCGGCUACGCCAUCGUGAAGAACAGGCUGCGGCUGUCGUCGCUGAACGCCAUCGUCGUCAUCACCGCCGGCGUGGUGAUCAUCGCGCUGGACUCGCAGUCGGACAGGUACCCGGGGAUCACCGACAAGCAGUACACGCUAGGGCUCGUCUGGGACGUCCUCGGGUCGGCGCUCCACGGCCUCAUCUUCGCGCUGUCGGAGCUCGUGUUCGUCAAGAUCCUCGGCCGGAGGUCGUUCCACGUGGUGCUGGAGCAGCAGGCGAUGGUGUCGUUCUGCGCCUUCGCGUUCACGUCCGUGGGGGUCGCCGUGAACGGCGACUUCCCGGCGAUGCGGCGGGAGGCAGCCGGGUUCAAGCACGGCGAGGUGUCGUACGUGAUGGUGAUGGUGUGGUCGGCGGUGACGUUCCAGCUGGGCGUACUGGGAGGCACCGGCGUGCUGUUCUUGGCGUCGACCGUCCUCGCCGGCGUGCUGAACGCCGUGAGGGUGCCGGUGACGAGCAUCGCGGCGGUCAUCUGGUUCCAUGACCCCAUGAGCGGGUUCAAGAUCCUAUCUUUGGUCAUCACCGUGUGGGGGUUUGGCUCCUACAUGGUUGGCCACUCUUCUACCAAGAAAGCAUCCACAAAUUAAUUCUUGUACUAUUACUAGACUAGAGGAAAACCUGACAAUGUGUGAAAUUUGUGGCUUUUAAACUUUGUAAUUGUAGUUGUUCUGGGAUCAGAUUGCAAAGAGAAAAAAAGGGCAACACCGAAAUGGACGAAAUUUGAUCAAACUAGAACCUAAAUUAAUAAGUUUGACUAAA